GUGACUCAUUUAUAGCCAUUGGCCGAGUGCAACUGCCACUUAUCAUUGGUGACGGGCAGACGACAAAAGUGUGGGCAGGAGGUCAUCUUGUCAGACGACAGCCAGAGAUUCUUGCACUUUUGCUGCAUCAGUAAGCAAGAAAAUGCAUUUGUACCUGUAUUGCUUGGUCCCACUUGCCUACAUGUUGAUGCAAGGGUCAGAGGCAGGCAGCCCUGUCGAUUCCAACCUAUAUGUGGACAGCCUGCUCACGACUCUGGUGCCUCUGCAUGCCCGCAGCCUGGGGCUGGAGAAUGUCAGUGUGCCCAACUGUGCAUUCAAGGUCCCUAGCACAGCCGUUACCAAUCGCGACGUCUGUGUGGAGCUGCACGGUGGACGGUUGCUGGGGCUGGUCACUCCCGGACUCGCUCGCAGGGGUCAGUGCUCGGCUCCUGGCUGGUUGGGCAUGAACAUCACGGUAGGCUGCUAUGUGUCACUGGACAAUGCGCACCUCUCGUACGCUGGCUCAGCCAAGGGAGACAGUUUGUUGAACACCAACCGGAGCAUCGUGCUGCAGGCUGCACCCUUCAGUGCCAAUGCACUCCUCGAAGUCACCUCUACACCAGGCGGUGUGCCCCGAGUGCGUACUUGGGCUCUGCAGCCAUUCACGUUUGUGGUGGGCACAUCACCCAAGCUGAGCCUCAAUGCUGCUCGCCAGGCCACAUUUGACAAGGAGGCCAGCAAGUGUGCCCACGCUUCCCUGUCCAAUGUACUCCUCGUGGCAUACAGGGAAGCCCUGGAAAGGGCUGUGAGUGCCACAAGGCUGCCUCUGCCCUGAACAAACAGAAUUUAGGCAAAAUAACUUGUACAUAGUUGUAGAAAAAUAAACGCUGGUGCAAAAGA
Molecule: messenger RNA, 879 nt
Organism: Dermacentor silvarum
Lineage: Eukaryota; Metazoa; Arthropoda; Arachnida; Ixodida; Ixodidae
Exons: 5
Coding region: 143-814 (223 amino acids)
Source: RefSeq, a predicted model, not a curated record